AUGUUUCGGAAUAAGUCUGCCUGGUUUUCAAGCAGUGUGCCACAGGCAUGCCACAACUUCUGGUUAUUGGAGGGUGGGACCACCGCUGGUUGGAGAACAGCAGAUUACCUAUUCAGUGAAGAUGCCACAUGUCCUGAUACUUUGAGGAUAUUUGACAGCAAAGAUUACCUGUGGAGCAAGGUGGUGGUUUUUCACUGCUUGUUUCUGUCCACCUGUGAGAAGCGCCAGAGCGUGAAGUCUGUGUGCAUUGGACAUUAUGUGCUGCCUCCAGCCUCGGUGCAGGAUGAAGUGAGAAACAUGGUUGGGAGGUUGAUUUGGGAGUGUGAAGAUGAGCAGUUAGCACAGGCUUCCCAUAAGAGUCACCAGGCAGAAGAUGAGUCCAGUGAAGGAGAAGUCAGCAGAAGCGAUUCUGAACCAUCUGACUCAGACUCAUCGGAAAGUAAAUGUGGUAAUUUGCAGGAAUAUCCAGAUAGUAACAUGCCUACAGGCUAUGUCAGCAUGGACAGCCUGCAGAAAUAUUCAGGUGAUCUGUGUGAUUUCUUUCCCGGGUGUUUCCGAUGCUCCAACUGUAAAGACCACUGCUGCUUGCAGUACACAAAUGCAAACAUACACUAA
This is a messenger RNA of Chelmon rostratus (copperband butterflyfish), 615 nucleotides long. RefSeq names its product telomere repeat binding bouquet formation protein 2 (gene terb2). Lineage: Eukaryota; Metazoa; Chordata; Actinopteri; Chaetodontiformes; Chaetodontidae. Gene Ontology annotation, cellular component: nuclear inner membrane. The record is from RefSeq and is a predicted model, not a curated record. The transcript has 7 exons. The coding region runs from base 1 to 615 and encodes 204 amino acids. Gene Ontology annotation, biological process: homologous chromosome pairing at meiosis; meiotic attachment of telomere to nuclear envelope.